CAAACCAAUUCACAUCUUCCCAAACCCAACUACUACAACUUGUAGCAAGAAAAAAUAUAUUCUUUAGCUUCUUAAUUUGAUCAAUAUAUUCAUCUGGGUUCUCGUCAAAUAUUUCUUCAGCAUCUUCAUCAUAUGUCAGGAGGAAUAAUGGAUGAAGAGAUCGAGAUUCCUCCGUUCUUUCUUUGCCCUAUCUCUUUGGAGAUCAUGAAAGAUCCGGUGAUAGUCUCUACCGGAAUAACCUACGACAGAGACAGCAUCGAGAAAUGGCUAUUUGCAGGCAAGAAGAACUCGUGUCCGGUCACCAAACAAGACAUAACCGAUGCGGAUCUCACCCCGAAUCACACUCUUCGCCGUCUCAUCCAAUCUUGGUGCACUUUAAAUGCCUCCUAUGGCGUCGAGAGGAUCCCUACCCCGAGACCUCCGAUUUGUAAAUCUGAGAUCGAAAAGCUCAUUAGAGAUUCAGCCUCUUCGCAUCAAAACCAAGUCAAAUGUCUCAAACGACUUCGUCAGAUUGUGUCGGAGAACGCGACCAACAAGCGGUGUUUAGAGGCCGCAGGAGUACCGGAGUUCUUGGCCAACAUCGUAAGCAACGACUCAGAAAUUGGGUUUCAAUCUUCAGGGAGUUCGACAGACGAAGCCCUCAACUUACUCUACCAUCUCGAGACCUCAGAGACAGUCCUCAAAAAUCUUUUAAACAACAAGAAAGGUAACGAUAUCGUAAAGUCGUUGACAAAGAUCAUGCAGUGCGGGAUCUACGAGUCCAGAGCCUAUGCGACUUUGCUUCUCAAGAACGUUCUUGAAGUUGCGGAUCCAAUGCAGAUCAUGACUCUCAAGCCAGAGGUUUUCACUGAGGUCGUCCAGAUCUUGGACGACCGCAUCUCGCAGAAGGCUACCAAAGCUGCGAUGCAUAUAUUGGUGAACAUAUGCCCAUGGGGAAGGAACAGACAUAAGGCCGUGGAAGCUGGAGUGAUCUCUGUGAUCAUCGAGCUUCUCAUGGAGGAGAGCUUCACAUCAGAGAGGAGAAUUCCAGAGAUGGCGAUGGUGGUUCUUGAUCUGUUGUGUCAGUGUGCGGAGGGACGAGCCGAUUUCUUGAACCACGGAGCAGCCAUAGCGGUGGUGUGCAAGAAGAUACUUAGGGUUUCGCAGACAGCAAGCGAUAGAGCGGUUAGGGUUUUGUUGUCGGUGGGAAGGUUCUGCGCCACGCCUGCUUUGGUGCACGAGAUGUUACAGUUGGGGGUUGUAGCAAAGCUUUGUCUUGUGCUUCAAGUAAGCUGUGGGGGCAAGACUAAAGAGAAGGCAAAGGAGUUGCUUAAGUUGCACGCUAGGGUUUGGAAGGACUCGCCAUGUCUGCCAAAAAACAUGAUUCUUGCAUAUCCUUGCUGAUGAAAACCAAGAAAACAACGUACAGACAUACAAACAAGUCCAAUUCUCAAAUGAGAGCUAGUUAUUCGUCGUAUGCUGUUGAAAAAACUAGUGAUAUAUUCAUAUCAUUAAUCCAAUUUUCCUUAGGUUUCUUCUUCAUACUUAAGAUGUUCACAAUGUAGAUAAUAGUGAAAAUGUUCAUCGAAUAUUCUUUUUAUGAAAAACUACAAAGAUAUCAAUAAAUCACAAGUUACAAG
Arabidopsis arenosa is the source of this 1619-nucleotide messenger RNA. The record is from the annotation of a GenBank genome assembly. NCBI's taxonomy places the organism in Eukaryota, Viridiplantae, Streptophyta, Magnoliopsida, Brassicales, Brassicaceae.